AUGCUGGUUGGCAUCCUAAAAGACUCUCAUUUUUCUCUGCUUCAAGAGGUGGAACCCACCAAUUCCACAUCAGUGACUGAGUUUGAGCUGGUUGGUUUCCUAGACCUACAGAAUUUUUACACACCCGUUAUUGUCAUCUUGCUGGUGAUUUACCUGCUUAUCCUCUGUGGCAACAGCAUCAUCUUUACCGUCAUCUAUGCUCACCCCCGCCUUCAUAUCCCCAUGUAUUAUUUUGUUGCUGUAUUGGCAGUCCUGGAGGUGUUCUACACCACAGUCACCAUGCCCAAAAUCCUAUUCGACCUUCUGAAAAGCACAAAAUCCAUCUCUCUCAAUGGCUGCCUUCUGCAAAUCUAUUUCUUCCAUGUACUGGGGAUCACAGAGGCCUGCCUGAUCACGGCCAUGGCUUACGAUCGGUACUUAGCCAUCUGCACCACAUUAAAAUAUUCUACCACGAUGACCACCAAACUUUGUUUCCAGCUCAUGUUGGGGUGCUGCACUUGUGGCUUAGCCUGCCCUUUGCCGGAAAUUAUCCUGACUUCCCACCUGCCAUUCUGUGGACCCGAUCGCAUCUGGCGUAUGUUCUGUGAUUUCCCUCCACUGAUCAGCCUGGCCUGCACAGACACCUCAAUCAGCAUCAUUGUUGACUUCUCCCUUCACUUGAUUGUCAUCCUCGGCCCUAUUUUUCUUAUCCUCCUCUCAUACGUGAAGAUCCUUAGAGUCGUCAUCAGGAUCAAGAGCUCAAAAGGGAGUCAGAAAGUCUUUUCCACCUGUGCCUCCCACCUCGUUGUGGUCCUUGCCUUCUUUGGAACCAUCAGUUUCAUGUACAUGCGCUUGACAUGGAUGGAGUCCUUGCGUUACAAUAGGAUCCUAGCAGUGAUCUACGCAGUUCUCUCCCCUCUCUUCAACCCUAUUAUCUAUAGUUUGAGAAACAAAGAAAUCAGAGAUGUGAUCAAGCAGAUCACCAGCUCUUCCCAUCUGUUCUGUUGUGAAAUGAAAUAG
Messenger RNA from Eublepharis macularius, 999 nucleotides. Its product is annotated as olfactory receptor 6N2-like. Gene Ontology annotation, cellular component: membrane. The record is from RefSeq and is a predicted model, not a curated record. Lineage: Eukaryota; Metazoa; Chordata; Lepidosauria; Squamata; Eublepharidae. The transcript is spliced from 3 exons. Gene Ontology annotation, biological process: G protein-coupled receptor signaling pathway. The coding region runs from base 1 to 999 and encodes 332 amino acids. Gene Ontology annotation, molecular function: olfactory receptor activity; G protein-coupled receptor activity.